Molecule: messenger RNA, 3282 nt
Organism: Closterium sp. Naga37s-1
Lineage: Eukaryota; Viridiplantae; Streptophyta; Zygnematophyceae; Desmidiales; Closteriaceae
Source: the annotation of a GenBank genome assembly
AUGGUGACAUGUGAAGCGGGUGGUGGGCGCAAGGCGGUGUGGUGCACGUUGUUCAUGUGCGCUGUCCUCCUCCUCCUCCCCUCCCCCCUCCGCAGGUCCGACACGCACGACUCGCUGGGUUGCCAGCGCUGCCCCUCGCGCCCCUGGCUGCAUGCAGCCGGCAGGGGAGGCUGCCACGUGGUGGGACAGCACAAGGGCGGGCAAGGUGUGGGAGGGAAGGGUGCAGGUGGUGGUGGGAAGGGGGCGAAGGUGGAGAGGCGAGGGGGAGGGUCUCUAGAGGAGCUGGCAGCUGCGGCUGCUGGGAAGGGCGAGGGGGCGGGACAAGGAGAGGGAGGAGUGAGAGGAGGGGAGGAGGAGGGGGAUAGGGAGGAGGGGUCAAGUGGAGUGGAGAGUGGGGGAAGGGAGAAGGCAGAGGUGGAGGGGAGCGAUGAGGAGGAUGUGCAGGCGGGGCGGGGGAGCAGCGGCGGGGGGAAAGGGGAGGGCGAGAGUGACAUUGGGGGCUUUGCGGAGGUGGCAAGGGUGGUGGGGAAACUGAAGGAGUGGGAGAAGCAGGUGGGUAACCCAUUGGAGGAGCAGCUUGACCAGUGGGCGCAUCACAGCCGUCCAUCCGCAACCAUCCCUGACACGGCAUUACAGAAGGCAGCCUGUCUCGAUGUAACUCAUCUCACCACAUGCGUUUCCCACUUUCCCAUCUGCGACAACCUUUACUUUCUUCCACAUCCCAUGGCUUUUCCCUUUCUGCUGCUGCUUCACCCUCUUUCCCUUCACCACGCCACACUCCUCCCUCACACCCUCCUCAACGCCUACCACGUCCGUUCCUCCCCCACCACCCCCCGGGCGUGCAUGCAUGCGGCACCAUGCGCAGGUGACGUUUGUCUUCUCCUGCCAGAUCCGUGGCAUGCUCGCCCCCAUCGACUCCGCCCCGCCCCUCUCCACCCGCCCCUCUCACCGCCCCCUCUCUCGCUUGCCCACCCGCCUGCCGCUCCGCCCUGCUGCUGCGGUGGGUGCUGGGAUGGCAGCGGCAGGCAGAUUGUGGGGAGGGGCACUGGGGGGCCGGGGAAGAUUUUGCAUGAGGGGCCGAGGGUGGGCAGUAGGAGCGAGACAGUUAGGGGGCCAGCCAAAAGUCUGUGCAGAGAUGGGAGGAGUGGUGGGGAGAGGAAGAGGAAACAGCGAAGGGAGGAGAGGAGUGGGUUUUUGUGCAGGCCCAUCCUGCUGGUGCACUCCCCGCCCUACUGCUUCUCUGGCUCGCUGCUCGCCACUUCCCUUGCUCGUCACCGCACGAUCAUGCGACUAAUAUCACAAACGUCGCAGUCGCUGCAAAGCGGCGUGCGACGCCACCUCUCCAGGGACUCCCUCGCCGGACCCACCCAUCGCCAGCCCCCGUCGUGCCUCGCCGCCCUCCGCCCUCUCUCCUCCAACCUCUCCCUUACUGAUCAUCGCCCGCAGCGCGCCAAUGCUCGCCUCAUUCCCGCGGCGCAGCUGGCCCAUCACGUGUGUCCCGCGGAAGCGGCAACCCAUCGCGCGCGCUGCUCGCGGGGACCAGUCGAUGCGGGCACGGGCGUGCUCGGCGCUGGCGCCUUCACUGCUGGCGCUGGGGGCUUCAGAAGUCGGUGUUGGCCUUUCAUUGCGCCGUGCAGAGCGGCGGAUCUAAAUGGCGCCUUGUGCGCUGAGCGCGGGAGCGCGGCGAUGCGCCAAGCCUGCACCCGCGGUCGGCCUCGCACACGGCGGCCACACUCCCACCGCCUCCGCGUGCAGGCGGUGGCGGUGGAGCGGAGAGCGCCAGCCGCGGGGGCGACUGAUAGCGGGCUGCAUUGGCCGCUGGCGGGAGGGAGGAGCGGCGGGUUGGGUUCGGGUGCAGGACGGAGCGGACGGCGGGAUGGCGGCGUGAGCAGCGGGCGGAGCGGAAAGCGCAGAAAGCGAUUGCCGUUCCUGUCGCCGCCUCGAGACGACGAUGCGAGGGCUGGCGACAAUACCGACCUUCGCAAACAAAUCGUUCAGUCGGCGCCGCGUGCGACAGUGGACGAGUUGGCGUCGGCUUCCCAGAUGGCGCGGCUGUCGGCGCUGGUGUACCACCGCGACCCCACGCCGCACGUGAGCGCCUUGGGGUUGACGCUGCGCGCGUGCCAGCAGACGCCCUUCACGGCGUACAUGGUCGUCGACUCGCCGCCGUGCCCGCGCGAGGGCGGGCGCACGCGCUACGUGAUAGCGCGCGGCGUGGCGGUGGACCGCAGCGAGGUGGACGUGGGGCGGCUGUGGCGGCAGCUGCUGCAGGUGCGCCCGGUGCACCUGGAGCGUGCGCUGACGCCGCCGGGCGUGGAGCUGCUGGUGCAUGGCGGCGUGCACGCCAUCGCGGAGGACGUGUACCGCGGCGUGCUGCCGCUGCUCGCCGCUGACAUGCGCCGCGAGGGCAUCACCCACCUGCGCUUCGGAGGGCACUCGCUGGGCGGGUCGCUGGCGCUGCUGCUGAUGCUCAUGUUCCACCUGCGCGCGCCCAACACGCGCGCAGACGCCUCCCCCCUCCACCUCUCCGCGCACACCUUCGGUUCCUUCCCUGUCCUCGCGUCGCUCUCCUCCUCGCCCUCCCCCUCCGCCCCGCAAAGCCUCUCCCACCAGUUUGCCCACUCAUCGGGCGACCUCUCCCGCCUCCUCGCCUCUGCACACGCGCACCCCUCCUCCCCCCUGCUGCACCGUGCUGCCGGCCGCCCUCCCACCGCUCACACCACCGCCUCAUGGCCUCACAUGGCUUCGCCCCAUCUGCAUGCCCCUCCCCCCGGCCUCCUCUCCUUCCCUCAUGCACCGCCGCUCCACCCCUCCUCGCCGUUCAGCAGCAGCAGCAGGGGUGCAGCGCGGUGCAGUGUGCUGGCGAGUCUGGGCCUGCCAAGCGAAGCAGCGAGGGCGUUUGUGUUGGACCGAGACAUCAUCCCGCGCGCCUUCCUGCUCGCCCACCCCCUCUGCUCCGCCUUUGCCCGCACUCCCCUGCUGCGCUCGCUGCUGGGCCUCCACCCCUCCACCAGCGCCCCGCCGCUCUCCACAGGACUGUCCUGGGACCCGCUGGCCUUCCAAGCAGUGGGUCUCGUGCACUACAUGCAGGCAACAGGGUCGGAGUCGAUGGUGGCGAGUCUGCCGCCAGCGCUGGCGGAGAAGGCGCUGGCGAUGGGCGUGGGGGAGCUGGUGCGCGACCCACUCAUGCUGGCGCGCUCCAUCCGCGACCACUGCUUCAACCAUUACGUGCAUUUUCUCGACUCUGCGCUGCAUGCUGCCCGCCAUACCACACUCGACUGA